GGAGGUUCAUCCGGGUUCAGCAAUGCUCCAAUGGCUGGAGGGCAAAGGGAGAACCUCCCUCUUUACAAAAUGCUUGUGGACCUGCCAAGCCACCUUUUGCUGAAGACAAGGCAGCGGUGGAGGAUCGUUUGAAGCGAAGAAAAAAUGGCAACUGCUUCCAUUCAGAAUACUGAAUUUGUGCAAACCAACUACGGCAAGAACAACGUGAAGUUGUUGUGCAUCAGGAGAGAGGGGAUCCACCACAGCAUCAUCGAGCUCAAGGCCGACGUGGAGCUCACGCUCAGGUCCCGCAAAGACUACUUAACCGGAGACAACUCUGACAUCAUCCCCACGGACACCAUCAAGAACACUGUCCACGCAUUGGCCAAGCUCAAGGGGGUAAAAACGAUUGAGCUGUUCUGUUUGGAUCUUUGUCAUCAUUUCCUGAGCUCUUUCAACCAUGUGCUGAGGGUCAAGGUGUACAUGGAGGAGGUGCCAUGGAGAAGGCUGGAGAAGAAUGGGGUUGAUCACGCCCACGCCUUCAUUUACAGCCCAGAGGCUUUACGCUUCUGCGAUGUGGAACAGCAUGUCAAAAGUACCCCGGUGAUCCACAGCGGACUCAAGAACAUGAAGGUGUUGAAAACCACUCAGUCUGGUUUUGUGGGUUUUUUCCGUGACCGCUUCACAACACUGCAAGAGGCCAGAGACAGGCUUUUCUGUACCACCGUCUAUGCCAGGUGGCGCUACAACAAGAGUCAAGAUGUCAGCUAUGAUUCUGCGUGGAAAUGCAUCAAAGAUAGCAUUGUUGAGAAGUUUGCAGGGCCGUACGACCGUGGAGAGUUCUCACCCUCUGUGCAGAAGACCCUCUAUGAUACACAAGUUCUGGUCCUGGAUAGGGUUCCUGAGGUGGAUGAAAUCGAGAUCGUCAUGCCCAACCAGCACUACUUUACCAUCGACAUGAUAAAAAUGGGCCUGGAAAACAAAGACGAGGUUCUUCUCCCGCUCGACAAUCCAUCCGGAAACAUUGCAGGGACGGUGCGCAGGAAACCACAAGCCAAGCUCUGAAACCAUUUGCACGUACAACAAAAGAAAAGCUGAUAAGAUGAAAAAGUAUACUGUGUUUUUAUUGUAUAUACUAUAUACCAGGGGUCGGGAACCUUUUUGGCUAAGAGAGCCAUGAAGGCCAGAUAUUUUAAAAUGUGUAUCUGCGAGAGCCAUAUACAUUUUGAAUGCAAUAAAAUGUGUGCAUUUUUAUGUAAGACCAACAGUUUUAGAUAUAAUGGGCUCUAAUUAUGUAGACCAGGCACACUACCCCACGCCAAUGGGGUGUGGCCAGCAUACUUUCGUGAGCAGCGCAGUGUCUAAUAAUAAAUCAAAUACUUGCUGCCAUUAAUGCAACUUCUGCUGCUGCAUAGUUUUGAACCGUAUUCAGUACACGUAUUUCAUUCUUUUGGCCAUCUUCACCAGAAGGCUUGGUUCUGCAGCUUUAGCUAUUUGACUAAAGGAGGAAAGUUUACAUUUACAUGUUUUUUUGACAUCUCAAUGACCGAGGUAGACUACAGCAUUACCCAGUAAUAAUCAAGUUUUGGUGUUUGACCUGGAAAAUAUCAUCAGGAAAGAUAGAUAUGGUUGGCCGUAUUGCAGCAGAAUAUAGAUGGACGAAUUAAAAUGCAUAAGAAAGUUGUUGAUUUUGAAUAUUAUUUUCAACAGUCAUUUCGGUGAUGGUUUACUUUAAAAUGUUAGCAAAAAUACAUUUUUAUUGUGGUAAGAAAUGCUUGAGAGCCAGAUACAGUCAUCAAAAGAGCCCUACCUGGCUCCCGAGCCAUAGGUUCCCUACCUCUGCUAUAUACAGUAUGGUAUUCGAAGCACCAAUAAACUGGUGUUGUUCUUUGGUGAGAAAAGAGCACCAUUUA
Molecule: messenger RNA, 1892 nt
Organism: Doryrhamphus excisus (bluestripe pipefish)
Lineage: Eukaryota; Metazoa; Chordata; Actinopteri; Syngnathiformes; Syngnathidae
Source: RefSeq, a predicted model, not a curated record